GAACCGGUUCUGUCUGGAAGCUGGUGUGACCCUGGCAGACGCGCUAUAGGGCACCGGCCGGGGUCAGUUGGAGACGUCCACUGACAUCUGGGGGCCUUCUUGGCCCAUCAGGGGACCUUCUUGGUCCAUCGGGGGGCCUUUUUGGCCCAUCAGGAUUCUUUUCUGUGGGCUGCUUACGCCCAACGCGCCUGCGAACUAAAUACUUUCCUUUUCUCUAUGAACUUCCAGAGUGCUAAAAAAAUAUCUCUAGGCGUCUAAAAGAAAAACCAUCUAGGCAUUUCAAUUGUUACCCGUAUUCUGAUGUGAUGUGUGUCUGUGUGUCUGUCUGUUGAAUUGACUGGAAUGAUUGUUGAGAGUCAGGGGCACGCGCCUGAUUUACCCUAUGUGUAGUCCCACGGCGUAAGCUACGGGAUUCGAGUGGGCUCUAACCUGAUUUCCGCGGUGAUCCUCAUAUGGCUUAAGGCAGUCAAAAUCUUUUGAUCCAAGCGGGGGGUUUAUACCUGCCCAACUAUGCUAAGAGGCACCUAAGCUCCCUCGAGGGACGCGGACGGACGAGUACUCGAGUGCUUCUGUGUCAGUCUAAAUGUAUUGUCACCCCUGGGCCUUUGUAAUAAUAACCAUCCUAGCCGUAACCCUUUCUACCGGGUUGGCCGAAACAGCACCAGAAAGUUGGAACCGCUGCGAAAGAUUCUUGUUAGUUCUUGUUUUUCUUUCAUGGGUCGGAUGCUUUAUUGGAAUUGUUUUCUCGGCUGAUCAGAAUUAAUUAUUCCAUCCUUUGUUCGUCUCUGCUCCUUCCUCAGCUCCCUGCGGCUUUCCCUCCCGCCCCUCCGCCCGGGGCCCAGCCAGGCCGCUGGGGGUCUCACCCUCGGAGGUCGCCUGCGCGAACUCCUCCACCGCUAAUUUCAGCCGCUUCAGGGCCCCCUCCGUGCCGCCCCCUGGCCAGCGGCGCCCCCCACCCCACCGCGUCCGUGCUGCCUGCGCCCCCUUCUCUUCUCCUCUUCCUCAGAAUCAUAACAUGGGCCAAACGCAGAGCACCCCUCUCUCCCUCCUCCUCACCAAUUUCAAAGAUGUAAGAGCUAGAGGACACAGCUUAAGCCUAGACAAUCGCAAAAGGAAGUUGAUCGCCUAUUGCCGCUCUGAAUGGCCCACCUUUGGGGUCAAUUGGCCUACAGAGGGAACCUUCUGCCUCCCUGUGGUCCUUAAAGUAAAAUCAAAAAUUUUCCUACCAGGGAAAGAAGGUCACUCGGAUCAGAUUCCCUGUAUUCUGGUGUGGCAAGAUUUAGUAGAAAACCCACCUCCCUGGAUGGCCUCUUUCUUAACAACAGGGCCAUGCAAAAUUCUAGCGGCUAAACCUACCAACCCUCCCAAGCCACAAACUCCGAAUGCACCCCCUGUUCUCCCCGACAGCCAAGAUUCACUUUCCCUUGACCCUCUCCCUUACCAGAUUCCCCCCCUUAUUCCUCAAGCUGCCCCCAUCCCUGCUCCCGACCCCAUUCCCCCUGCGCCGGCAGAGCCUCCCGUAGCCCAGCCAAUGGAAGAACUAGAAAAUAGGGAGGCUCAACCCGCGCCCAUGCCUAGUGGGGGCGAAAUCCAAAGGCUGGCUGGACGUACCCGUAGGCGGGCCCCACAUGAGCCAGGACUCCGCCUUCCUGACUCCACCGUAGCUCUACCCUUACGGGAAAUAGGGCCUCCCGAUGAUACGGGGAACCCCCGGCUUCAAUACUGGCCCUUCUCCACCAGUGACCUAUAUAACUGGAAAACCCAGAAUGUCCGAUUUUCUGAUAACCCUAAAGAUUUAAUAGCUCUCCUGGACAGCGUUAUGUUCACCCACCAACCCACCUGGGAUGAUUGUCAGCAACUCCUCCGAAUCCUGUUCACCACCGAGGAGCCAGAAAGAAUUCAAUUGGAAGCAAGAAAGCUGGUUCCUGGAGAUGACGGCCAACCCACUGCUAACCUUGAUCUCAUUAAUAGAGCUUUUCCCUUGACCCGACCCCCACAGGAUGGCUGGGACUACAACACGGCAGAAGGUAGGGGACGGCUACGCAUUUAUCGCCAGACUCUAAUGGCGGGUCUCCGGGCUGCUGCACGCAAGCCCACUACAGUAAUACAAGGUAAGACAGAGAGCCCUGCCGCUUAUUUAGAAAGAUUAAUGGAAACCUUCAGACAGUAUACCCCCAUGAACCCCGAGGCCCCCGAAAAUCAAGCUGCUGUUGUAAUGGCCUUUGUAAAUCAGGCAGCCACUGAUAUUAAAAAGAAACUCCAGAAACUAGAGGACCUGGAGAGAAAACAGAUUCAGGACUUACUCCGCAUUGCCCAGCGUGUCUAUAAUAAUAGAGAGACUCCAGAGGACAGCAACUUAAAGCUACCGAAAAAAAUGACCAAAGUCCUGGCCGCCGUCGUCCAAAAGCCCCUGGAUAAAGACCAAUGUGCCUAUUGCAAAGAAAAAGGCCAUUGGGCCCAAGAAUGCCCUAAAAAGAAAAAGCCACAUCAUAAUAAAAAACCGUGGCAGCCAAAAACCACACCCACCCUCUUCACUCAAGAUGCGGAAUAGGGGGGAUGGGGUUCGGAUCCCCUCCCCGAACCUAGGGUAACGCUACAAGUGGAGGGGAACCCAGUUCAAUUCCUAAUCGACACAGGGGCACAACAUUCGGUCUUGAUCAGACCCCAUGGAAAAAUUUCUGAAAAAUCUUCCUGGGUCCAAGGGGCUACCGGAAUAAAAAAAUAUCCCUGGACCACCCAGAGGACUGUGGACCUAGGAAAUGGAAAGGUCACCCAUUCCUUCCUAGUCAUCCCCGACAGCCCCUGCCCCUUAUUAGGAAGAAACUUGCUCACUAAAAUGGGGGCCCAGAUUCAUUUUACGCCAGGGGGCCCCCAAGUGACUGGCCCUCACAACCAACCCAUGACCAUACUUACUCUAAGAUUAGAAGAUGAAUAUCGACUCCAUCAGGAGCCACCCUCACAAAGUCAAAACAUAGAGCCCUGGCUCCAGCAGUUUCCAGAAGCAUGGGCUGAAACCGGGGGUAUGGGGUUGGCUAAACAUCACCCGGCUCUAUUCAUAGAGCUGAAACUGGGGGCAGAUCCAGUUCGGGUCCGACAAUACCCGAUGUCAAUGGAGGCCAGAAAUGGCAUCACGCCACAUGUCCGUCGUCUCCUAGAUUUAGGCAUCUUGCGUCCCUGCCAUUCAGCCUGGAACACCCCCCUGCUGCCUGUACGAAAACCUAACAGUGCGGACUACCAUCCAGUACAAGAUCUGAGAGAAGUUAACCGCCGAGUCAUGGACAUACACCCAACAGUACCCAACCCCUAUACCCUCCUAAGUGCCCUCAGCCCAGAAAGACAAUGGUAUACUGUCCUUGAUUUGAAAGAUGCUUUUUUCAGCUUGCCUCUGGCCCCCAAAAGCCAAGAGCUCUUCGCCUUCGAGUGGUCCGACACUGAGAGGGGCAUAAAUGGGCAACUCACCUGGACCCAGGUCCCCCAAGGAUUUAAAAACUCACCCACCUUGUUCGAUGAGGCACUUCACGAGGAUCUGGGUGAGUACCGGAAUCAAAACCCCGAAGUGACUCUCUUGCAGUACGUCGAUGAUCUUUUAAUCGCCGCUGAAACUGCCGAAGCUUGCUUGCAAGGCACCAGGAACCUCCUCCGGACACUUGGUGCCCUGGGGUACCGGGCUUCAGCAAAGAAAGCCCAAAUUUGCAGAUCCGAGGUAACCUACUUGGGGUAUCUGUUAAGAGAAGGCCAUCGAUGGCUCACUGAUGCAUGGAAGGAAACCGUCCUCUGCAUCCCCGGAUCCACAACGCGAAAGCAGGUAAGAGAAUUCCAGGGAUCGGCCAGGUUCUGCCGUUUGUGGAUACCUCGGUUCACCGAGAUGGCUAAGCCUCUUUACCUGGUCACCCGAGAACAGGCGCCCUUUGAGUGGACAGAGAAAACUGAGCAGGCUUUCCAGCAAAUUAAACUCGCCCUGUUAUCGGCGCCAGCCUUAGGGCUCCCCGAUGUCUCCAAACCCUUUCAUCUCUUCGUAGAUGAAAAUAAGGGGGUAGCCAAAGCAGUGCUGAUGCAACUCCUUGGUCCAUGGCCCAGGCCCAUUGCCUAUCUUUCAAAAAGACUAGACCCAGUAGCGGCUGGCUGGCCCCCUUGCCUCCAUAUGAUCGCUGCUACAGCUCUAAUGGUAAAGGAUGCUGAUAAGUUAACUAUGGGACAAGAGUUACAUGUUACAACCCCUCAUGCCAUUGAGGGAGUCCUCAAACAACCUCCUGACUGAUGGAUAAGUAACGCCCGACUGGUUCACUACCAGGGACUAUUAUUAAAUCCCCUCAGAAUCAUUUAUGCUCCCCCCCGAACACUAAACCCUGCCCCCCUGUUACCAGACCCGGACUUAGAUACCCCCCUCCAUGACUGCACUGAGAUAUUGGCACAGGUUCAUGGAGUUCGGGAAGAUUUACAGGAUCACCCUCUACCAGACUCCGAGGUUACCUGGUUCACUGACGGCAGCAGCUUUGUACAUCAGGGUCAAAGGUACGCGGGGGCAGCAGUCACAACUGAAACUGAGACUGUUUGGGCAGAGCCUUUGCCAGCUGGCACCUCUGUCCAACGGGCUGAACUUGUGGCCUUAACCAAGGCACUGACUUUGGGAAAAGACAGGAGACUAAACGUGUAUACCGAUAGCAGAUAUGCUUUUGCUACGGCCCACAUACAUGGAGCUAUAUACAGAGAGAGAGGACUGUUAACUGCAGAGGGGAAAACUAUCAAAAACAAAGAAGAAAUAUUGGCUCUUUUAAAGGCACUCUGGCUGCCUAAACGACUAGCCAUCAUACAUUGCCCAGGCCACCAAAAACCGAUCACACCGGUGGCCAGAGGAAAUAAUUUGGCUGACCAGGUGGCCCGAGAGGCGGCCUUACAGGUGGACUGUGCUUUAAUGACCACCCUACCAGACCCCGGUUCAGCUAGUUUACCAGAAAAUCCUGCCUACACUAAAGAAGACCUAAACUGGAUCCAAAAAUUACCUUUAACUCAGUGCCUUAACGGAUGGUGGAGGGCAGCAGACUGUAGCAUGAUUCUCCCAGAAGAAAUGGGAAAUAAAGUCUUAUCCAAGAUGCACUGAGCCACUCAUAUGGGCACAAGAAAAAUGCAAGACUUAAUAAGGCAUGCUGGAAUCACCAUUAAAGACUCCAGGACAAAAAUUGAGCAGAUAGUUACUAGCUGUAAAGCUUGCCAACUAACUAACGCCACCAACCACGGGAAAAACCCUGGCUCCAGAACCCGUGGAACCAGGCCGGGAGCCUAUUGGGAAGUAGACUUCACCGAGGUAAAGCCUGGAAAAUAUGGAUAUAAAUAUUUGUUAGUGUUUUUAGAUACCUUUUCAGGAUGGACAGAGGCCUUCCCCACCAAGCAUGAGACUGCGCAGGUAGUAGCAAAGAAAAUGUUGGAAGACAUCAUGCCCAGGGAACUCCAGCACACCCACCAGGAAGUUUGGCCCAGAUUGAGAGCCAUUUAUGAGAACGGGCCCCCUCCUGAGCCGCAUCACUACCGACCCGGAGAUUGGGUAUACGUGCGCGGAGACACAAGCAAGAGACCCUCCAACCACGGUGGAAGGGACCCUACAUUGUGAUCCUAACCACACCCACUGCUCUCAAAGUCGACGGGAUUGCUACCUGGAUCCAUUACACCCACGCCCGACCAGCUGAUCCCUUUGCGGUUCGAGAAGACUUCGUGCUGGAAGCCAACACCGCCUGGACGGUUGACCAGAGUAAGACCCAUCCUUUAAAAUUGACUCUGCGUCGAAAACCUGACCCCGAAAACCGGCUGAGACCAAAGGCCUGGGUGUCCCAUAUCAAGACUGUUGCAACAGCUCCGGACCCACAAUGAUCGAAGGAACACUCAUUAGCGUGCUCCUGCUCACCUCCUACGGACUGAUAAGUAUUGCAAGCAACCCCCAUAUACCCUAUACUUUAACUUGGGAGGUUUCUAAUUUGGAAACCCAGGAAGUCUAUAAUACUACCACAGCAGACGAUACUCCCCUAAAUGCCUGGUGGCCUGAUCUAUAUUUUAACCUGGAGGACGUAGCCGUAACCAUGGGGGUACUUCCCCCCAACGGAAGCCGCCAGCGUCCUAAUCCGUCAUGGACCGGAACCCCAGAAAAUGAAAAAAAGCGCAUAAGAUCUGGUGGGUUUUAUGCAUGUCCCGGGUUCAGAACAGGAGCAAUGAAAAAAACCUGUGGAGGAAUCGAAUCCUUCUACUGUAAGGCUUGGAGUUGUGUUACUACCAAUGAUGGAAGCUGGAAAUGGGAGGUAAAACCCCAUUAUAUUGACAUGAAAUUUGCCAGCCCCUGUCCCAAGCAAACCCGUGCCUGUAACCUUAUUCGUAUCAAAUUCCUAGAGGACGGAAAAAAGGAGACAAGAUGGAUUACGGGACUAAAUUGGGGAAUUUACCUGUAUCGGGGACCGCCUUACUUUGCAACUGUUAUUCAGAUAAGAUUAAAAAUAAAACCCAAAGCUUCACCAACACUAAUAGGGCCAAACCAGUCAGUAUGGUCCACAAGUAAGCCUAAUACUACCCCGUGGUCCACAAAUAAGGGUGGUUUGAAUCCUGGUUCAACGCGUCCCCUUGGUUAACUACCCUGCUCUCCGCUUUACUCGGGCCUCUGGCCAUUCUACUUCUCGCUCUCACAUUAGGCCCCUGCAUCAUAAACAAAAUUAUUAAUUUUGUCCAAGACAGGUUCAAUGCUAUACAAUUAAUGGUAUUACGAACUCAGUACCAACCGCUCGAGACAUUACAAAUAGAAAAUUGAAGAUCCAAGAUUGGCUCUUUAGGCACAAGAAAAAGAGGGGAAUGAAAAGAACAGCUUUAAAUCCAAAUGACAGCCCUGUCUUAGUUUAAAGCUACGUUCUCUUUUCUGCUUAUUAUGGAUCUUUGAUAAAAAAUACAAUUGCUGAGAAGUCUGUUUUGCUUGUUGUUUGCUACGAGCAUUGUGAAACUUUUCCUGAAUGUAACUCGCUAUGUAAUAGAGUAAGUUGUGAAACUUCCUAAAUGUAGUCUGGUAUGUAAUAGAAUAAGUGAUUGUACAUGAACUAACCGGCAUUUCUCGCUUCUGUAAACCUGCUUGCUUAACACAUUCCUCCCCUACCCCCUUGCCCCUUCCCCCUUUUCCUCCUGCC
This is a messenger RNA of Prionailurus viverrinus (fishing cat), 7151 nucleotides long. RefSeq lists its product as uncharacterized. The record is from RefSeq and is a predicted model, not a curated record. Gene Ontology annotation, biological process: proteolysis; virion assembly; DNA integration. Lineage: Eukaryota; Metazoa; Chordata; Mammalia; Carnivora; Felidae. Gene Ontology annotation, molecular function: aspartic-type endopeptidase activity; RNA-DNA hybrid ribonuclease activity; nucleic acid binding.